Molecule: messenger RNA, 1167 nt
Organism: Arabidopsis thaliana (thale cress)
Lineage: Eukaryota; Viridiplantae; Streptophyta; Magnoliopsida; Brassicales; Brassicaceae
Gene: PAP19
Product: purple acid phosphatase 19
Exons: 6
Coding region: 1-1167 (388 amino acids)
Cellular component (GO): extracellular region
Molecular function (GO): hydrolase activity; acid phosphatase activity; metal ion binding
Source: RefSeq, marked reviewed
AUGGGAUUGAAUCACUUAACACUUGUUUGCUCUGCGAUUGCGUUGUUAAGCAUCUUUGUCGUUAGCCAAGCUGGAGUCACCAGUACUCAUGUCCGAGUAUCGGAACCAUCUGAAGAAAUGCCACUCGAAACAUUUCCCCCUCCUGCUUGUUAUAACGCUCCUGAACAAGUUCACAUAACGCAAGGAGAUCACGCUGGUCGAGGUAUGAUCAUCUCGUGGGUAACACCAUUAAAUGAGGAUGGUUCUAACGUCGUUACAUAUUGGAUCGCCAAUAGUGAUGGUAGUGAUAAUAAGAGUGCUCUAGCGACAACUUCGUCCUAUAGAUACUUCAAUUACACAUCUGGUUAUCUUUACCAUGCUACCAUAAAAGGGCUUGAGACAUUGUAUAACUACAUGUCGAAUCCAAAAGGCCAAGCGGUUCUUUUUGCCGGAGAUUUAUCUUAUGCUGAUGACCAUCCUAACCACGACCAAAGAAAAUGGGAUUCAUACGGCCGGUUUGUGGAACCAAGCGCCGCGUAUCAGCCUUGGAUUUGGGCUGCAGGGAACCACGAGAUAGAUUACGCCGAGAGCAUACCUCACAAAGUACAUCUUCACUUUGGUACUAAAUCAAACGAGCUUCAGCUUACAUCAUCGUACUCUCCUCUUACUCAACUUAUGGAUGAGCUCAAGAAAGUUAACCGAUCAGAGACUCCGUGGCUGAUUGUUCUGGUUCACGCUCCCUGGUACAACAGCAAUAAUUAUCAUUAUAUGGAAGGUGAGAGCAUGAGAGUUACGUUCGAGCCAUGGUUCGUUGAAAACAAAGUCGAUAUCGUCUUUGCUGGUCAUGUUCAUGCUUACGAGCGAUCAGAGCGCAUCUCCAACAUUCAAUACAAUAUCACUGAUGGAAUGAGUACUCCGGUUAAAGAUCAAAAUGCUCCGGUUUACAUCACCAUUGGAGAUGGAGGCAACAUAGAAGGAAUCGCUAACAAUUUCAUUGAUCCCCAACCAAGUUACUCGGCGUUUAGGGAGGCGAGUUUCGGACACGCUAUUUUGGAAAUAAAGAACAGGACUCAUGCACAUUACACUUGGCAUAGGAAUAAAGAAGACGAGUUUAUUCCUGAGGCUGUUAUUGCAGAUUCUAUUUGGUUGAAGAAUAGAUACUACUUGCGAGAGGAGGAGACAUCUUAG